AUGUAUCGGAAGUUGUCUAAGUUAGAACACUCGGAAAUAAAACAACUUCUUACAGAAGCUAAUAUAGAUGUUGCAAAGCAUUACGCAACAAACAAAAAAGCACUCGCUGACUUCAUUAAAGACUAUAAUGGUGCAAUAAGUUAUGAUAGAAUUCAUGAGUUCAUAAAGCCGCAACGCGGCGAGGACGAAGUCCAUGCAAUAGCAUUUCCUUUAAAUGACGUUGCUAUUGACUUAUAUCAUAGACGUUCAGUACCUCAUGAAGUAAGAAGAGAGAUGUUUGACAUAACAAAUGCGAACGUUGGUCAUACUCGUAAAGCUCUUUCGCAUGAAGUAAGAAGAGAAAUGUUUGACAUAACAAAUGCGAACGUUGGUCAUACUCGUAAAGCUCUUUCGCAUGAUGUUCGUCAAGAGAUGUUUGACAUAACAAAUGCGAACGUUGGUGAAACAAGAAGAAGAGACGACACACUGAAACAACAGAGAAGAGAGAUGUUUAAGAGCGCUAUAGAACAAGUUCGCAAAGCUAACGAUGUCAUUCGUUCCAUUGACGACAAACCAAAAGAAGGUGAGAGAUGGUUAAAGAAAGAUGAAGAGAAUAGGAAGAGAAAUGUGAAGUCAGGCAAUAGACUCAUUGACUUUAACAUCGAAGCUUUAGAUGAACCAAACAGAGACUACUUACACAAACAUUUCGGUAAGGUUUUCAUGAGACUCUUAGAGAAAAUUAAAAUAAACUCACAACAGAGAUGGAUGGUAUGUUAUAAACUUGGUGGAAAGUAUGAAUGUUCUAC
Messenger RNA from Trichomonas vaginalis G3, 785 nucleotides. Its product is annotated as organellar and viral DNA polymerase type B. The record is from RefSeq and is a predicted model, not a curated record. NCBI's taxonomy places the organism in Eukaryota, Parabasalia, Trichomonadida, Trichomonadidae. The transcript has a single exon. The annotation marks the transcript as partial.